AUGAUGUCUCAAUCCCUCAGAUCAUCGGCCUCGCUUUUGAGCCGAGCAGUCCGCCUACAGAGCCCGAUCGUUCGUCGAAGCUUUGCUUCCACCGCCAUCAGACGAGCCGACCCCGUGCAGGACCUCUACAUCCGUGAGCUCGCUGCCUACAAGCCCACUCCACGCAAGGCCAACGACGCCGACGCCCAUGUCCAAAAGUUCGUCGCUCCCAGCCCUCCCCCAUCUCCCGAGGAGAGCAACAUCUCCGCCGAUUUGAAGGCCUACGAGACCCAGGCUGUUGAAGUUGAAGGCCAAGGCGAGGCCGCGGGCGAACCCACUCCUGUCGAGGAGGACUGGCUCGAGAUGGACGAGGAGAAUCCUGCCGCCCAUUAA
Arthroderma uncinatum is the source of this 372-nucleotide messenger RNA. RefSeq names its product ATP synthase H chain. NCBI's taxonomy places the organism in Eukaryota, Fungi, Ascomycota, Eurotiomycetes, Onygenales, Arthrodermataceae. Bases 1 to 372 code for a protein of 123 amino acids. Gene Ontology annotation, biological process: proton motive force-driven ATP synthesis. The transcript has 3 exons. The record is from RefSeq and is a predicted model, not a curated record.